GUUCAUCGAUCUAUCGCCCUUCUGACCUUCUAAACCACCUAAUUGAACAAUCACCAUGGCUAGCGGCGCAGAUGUCAAGCUCGAGUUCGAUCCCAAGAACAUGCCUUUCCGCCGUCUCGGACCGAGUGGCCUGCGUGUUCCUCUCUUCUCUCUCGGUGGAUGGUUGACCCUUGGUGGAACCGUUGUCGGCGACCCCGUUAAGGAUAUCAUCAAGACCGCGUUCGAGAAUGGAAUCAAUAUGUUCGAUACCGCAGAGGUGUACGCCAAUGGCAAAUCUGAGGAAGAAAUGGGACGCGUUAUUAAGGAACUCGGAUUGAGGCGUACCGAUCUUAUCAUCACUACCAAGAUCUUCUGGGGAGUGAGGAAGGGACCCAACCAGAGCGGUCUCUCGAGGAAGCAUAUUAUCGAAGGAACUAAAGAAUCCCUCGAGCGCUUGCAGUUGGACUAUGUCGAUGUCAUCUUCGCCCACAGACAUGACGACAGCGUCCCCAUGGAGGAGAUCGUUCGCGCUUUCAACUAUGUCAUUGAGAAGGGUUGGGCGUUCUACUGGGGAACUUCUGAAUGGAGUGCUCAGAGGAUCGAAGAGGCUUAUCACGUCGCCAGCAAACUCAACUUGAUCCCGCCCAUUGCUGAGCAAUGCCAGCACCACAUGUUGCACCGCGAACGCCCCGAGAAGGAGUACAAGCCCCUGUACGAGAAAUACGGUAUCUCGACUACCACCUGGUCUUCACUCGCCAGCGGACUCUUGACCGGCAAGUACAACGAAGGCAUCCCCGAUAAAUCCCGCUUCUCCAGCCACUCCGACUUUUUCAAGAACACCAUCAAAGAACUCGAAACGCCCGAAGGCAAAGAAAAGAUCCGCAAAGUCCGCGAGCUCACCAAACUCGCUCAAGAAGAGCUCCAAACGACGCCUGCUGCCCUCGCUCUGGCUUGGGUCGCCAGGAACCCCAACACCGGUACCGUUAUUCUGGGAGCAUCCUCGCCUGAGCAGGUGGUGGAGAACUUGAAGGCGUUGGAGGUGUUGCCCAAGUUGACGCCGGAGAUUUUGGAGAAGAUUGAGAAGAUUUUGGAUAAUAAGCCGGAGGAGUGGCCUACUUAUGGUCGACCUGCUUUGGAUGCUUAUGGAAGGCGUUAAAAGUUAAAAUGCCGCCGGAUUGGUGGUAUUGGGGUGUAGAAGUAGAUUAUAAACGUGUAGAACUAGAAGCAAAUGAAGACUAGCUGUCGCUGUA
This is a messenger RNA of Coprinopsis cinerea okayama7#130, 1229 nucleotides long. Its product is annotated as voltage-gated potassium channel beta-2 subunit. Lineage: Eukaryota; Fungi; Basidiomycota; Agaricomycetes; Agaricales; Psathyrellaceae. The transcript is spliced from 9 exons. The coding region runs from base 56 to 1135 and encodes 359 amino acids. The record is from RefSeq and is a predicted model, not a curated record.